AUGUCGCAAAGUUUGAUAGCGGCAAAACAGACCGUUGGUGAAGACUUUGUCUGUCAUUCCCUGCAGAGCCAAUUCUUUCUCCUUGGAAGCGAUAAAUCCCCAGUCACCUAUUCAGUCGCGAGAGUUCGAGAAGGGCGCUCUUAUGCUACAAGAACAGUCCACGCAACCCAGGAAGGAAAAUGCAUCCAUCUUGCUGUGGUAUCGUUCGCCCGAACGCCUUCCAAAAAGCCUCAGCACAUUCACCAUGCCUCAGGAAUGGCAGCGGUCGGGAAACCACCGGCAGAAGAACGACAUAUGUGUCAAAAGCAGGGCAUCGACGCAAUUGCUCCAGAUAUGUUAGCCGUCAGCUUUGGAGAUGAUAGCACUCCACCACAGGAUAGAGUAUUGCGGUGUUGGAUCCGUGCACGAGAAGAUAUCCUUCAUGCUGAUGACAUUACGGUACAUCAAGCCGUCCUGGUUUUCCUAUCUGAUUGGCUUGCAAUAGCAACAGCCCCAUAUGCCCACGGUUACUUCCGAUUUCCGGAAUCGAUCGCGGAAAGCGUUAAAUCAUCGAUUUUAGUAGGGACAGAAAUUGGGAUGUUAUCCACUCUCAAUCAUUCUAUCUGCUUUCACUCAUCAUCAAGCAUACGAGCCGACGAAUGGAUGCUAGUCGAGGUCAACUGCCCCUGGGCAGGUGAUGAAAGAUGUUUGGCUAUUGCAAAGGUGUUUACAAAAGAUGGUGCCUUGCUUGCGAGCUACACUCAAGAAUCACGAAUGCCCCACCUUUGCCUACUCUCCCCAGAGUUAGAAGACGCAAAAACCAUUCUUUACACUACAGCGGAUAUGAUCAAGGUACUUGGAUCAGAAGCGCCUCGACUACUCGAACAAGAUCUCGCGGCCCCCAUCAUAGCUGCAACAACUGGCUUGGCUCAGUUAUACGUGUCAUUUCUCAUCGACAAGGAAAUGAGGUCUGGGAAUUUUGACAAAGCGAGUCUUUACUCUAGGGUAUAUGAGACAGGGGCGAUGCGCCAGAUUCUGGCGACAUUUACAGCAUCGGGCCCCGGCGGAGAUGUUACACGAGCAGUCAAGCCGCAGUUGUGGAGUUCGCCAGAGAACUGGGAGGGCACAAUAUGGCAUGCUUUGGCGCAAAUGAAGAGGCCUGGUUGA
This is a messenger RNA of Fusarium fujikuroi IMI 58289, 1146 nucleotides long. Its product is annotated as related to acyl-CoA thiolesterase. The transcript has 3 exons. Bases 1 to 1146 code for a protein of 381 amino acids. Gene Ontology annotation, cellular component: peroxisomal matrix. The record is from RefSeq and is a predicted model, not a curated record. Gene Ontology annotation, biological process: acyl-CoA metabolic process; fatty acid catabolic process. Gene Ontology annotation, molecular function: fatty acyl-CoA hydrolase activity. NCBI's taxonomy places the organism in Eukaryota, Fungi, Ascomycota, Sordariomycetes, Hypocreales, Nectriaceae.